This is a messenger RNA of Abrus precatorius (Indian licorice), 1494 nucleotides long. Its product is annotated as NAD(P)H-quinone oxidoreductase subunit 6, chloroplastic-like. Gene Ontology annotation, biological process: ATP synthesis coupled electron transport. The record is from RefSeq and is a predicted model, not a curated record. NCBI's taxonomy places the organism in Eukaryota, Viridiplantae, Streptophyta, Magnoliopsida, Fabales, Fabaceae. The coding region runs from base 1 to 843 and encodes 280 amino acids. The transcript has 2 exons. Gene Ontology annotation, molecular function: NADH dehydrogenase (ubiquinone) activity.
AUGGAUUUGCCUGAACCGAUACAUGAUUUUCUUUUAGUCUUUCUGGGAUCGGGUCUUAUAUUAGGAAGUCUAGGAGUAAUAUUACUUACCAACCCAAUUUUUUCUGCUUUUUCGUUGGGACUGGUUCUUGUUUGUAUAUCUUUAGUCUAUAUUUUAUCAAACUCCCAUUUUGUAGCUGCAUCGCAGCUACUUAUUUACGUGGGCGCUAUAAAUGUUUUAAUCAUAUUUGCUGUAAUGUUCAUGAAUAGGUCAGAAUAUUACCAAGAUUUUCGUCUUUGGACCAUUGGGGAUGGAAUUACUUUGAUGGUUUGUACAAGUAUUUUUGUUUCACUAAUAACUACUAUUCCAGAUACAUCAUGGUACGGGAUUAUUUGGACUGUGAGACCAAAUCAGAUUAUAGAACAAGAUUUUAUAAGUACUAGUCAACAAAUUGGAAUUCAUUUAUCAACAGAUUUUUUUCUUCCAUUUGAACUCAUUUCCAUAAUUCUUUUAGCUGCUUUGAUAGGUGCAAUUGUUGUGGCUCGCCAGAGUUGGUCAAUGAUGUUCGAGCAUGUACUUAUUUUGAGUGCCUAUUUAUUUUCUAUGGGUAUCUAUGGAUUAAUCACGAGUCGAAAUAUGGUUAGAGCCCUUAUGUGUCUUGAACUUAUACUGAAUGCAGUUAAUAUAAAUUUCGUAACCUUUUCUGAUUUUUUUGAUAGUCGCCAAUUAAAAGGAAAUAUUUUUUCAAUUUUUGUUAUAGCUGUUGCAGCCGCUGAAGCAGCUAUCGGACCUGCUAUUGUUUCCUCAAUUUAUCGUAACAAAAAAUCAACCCGUAUGAAUCAAUUGAAUUUGUUGAAUAAAUAGUAUUGAUUAUAAUAAAUCAUAAAAAGUAGAAUUUAGAAUGAAUAGUGUAAUAUUUAUCAAUUCAAAUUAGCAUGUAUGAUACGCAACUUAGAAUCAUGUUUGUGAAAAUAAAUAAAAGAAAUCAAAGUAUUUUGGUCCUAUUCUCUUCUUAUGAAUUGAUCUAUAAGUCUAUUUUUAUUAGCAAAAUUCUGAUAAAUCAUUGAUUCAUCUGGUGUCUAAAUAUAGAAUUCAUUUACGAGUUUACUAGAUCGAAAAUUUUCAAUUUUUGAUGUUCAAAGAUUUCUAUAGAUUCAAUGUCACAUUCAGUAAAGAUUUAUGAUACAUGUAUAGGAUGUACUCAAUGUGUUCGAGCCUGCCCCACAGAUGUAUUAGAAAUGAUACCUUGGGACGGAUGUAAAGCUAAGCAAAUUGCUUCUGCCCCAAGAACAGAGGACUGUGUUGGUUGUAAGAGGUGUGAAUCCGCCUGUCCGACGGAUUUCUUAAGUGUUCGAGUUUAUUUAUGGCAUGAGACAACUCGAAGCAUGGGUCUAGCUUAUUGAUACGUUUCAAAAAACACCACACAAAUACGUUUUUUUUUACUGACAAAAACCCGCGCUCAAAAUAGAAAAAAAAUUGCUUUUCUAUUUUGAGCGCGGGUUUUUCUGGUCUAAG